Salvia hispanica is the source of this 1811-nucleotide messenger RNA. RefSeq lists its product as uncharacterized. Lineage: Eukaryota; Viridiplantae; Streptophyta; Magnoliopsida; Lamiales; Lamiaceae. Gene Ontology annotation, molecular function: ATP binding; ATP hydrolysis activity; protein binding. The record is from RefSeq and is a predicted model, not a curated record.
GUCUUUCUCCUCUGCAACUCGAGAAGGAAACGCCCUCAAAGAGAAUACCAGAUCCAUCUCCCAGGCGAAGAAGGGCACAACAAAUCGAUUGUUGUACCCCUCUCGUCGCCGCGCCCGCCAAAGCCUACGGAAUCUCAAGGCUGGGAGUUGGAUCCAGAUUUUCUACACCUCGAAUUGAAGAAAAUGAAGGACCAACGGCCCAAAUCUUUGAAGCCUACCACAAUCCAUGGCUUUGCACAGUCUGGAGAUAUCAAUGCAUUCCAGAAGUUGCUUCAGAGCAACCCUUCUCUUCUCAAUGAUUGUAACCCUGUCAUGGCACAGACACCCCUUCAUGUUGCCGCUGGUUACAACAACAUUGAGAUCGUAAAACUUCUUCUCGGUUGGCGAGGGCCUGAGAAAGUGGAAAUGGAGGCCAAGAAUAUGUAUGGAGAAACUCCAUUGCAUAUGGCAGCAAAGAAUGGGUGUAACGAAGCUGCAAGGUUGCUCCUUGCUCACGGUGCUACUGUUGAGGCCAAGGCAAAUAACGGUAUGACUCCUUUACAUCUUGCUGUCUGGCACUCGCUUCGAGCUGAGGAUUGCUCAACUGUUAAUACACUGCUAGAGUAUAAUGCCAAUUGCAGUGCUGAAGAUAAUGAGGGAAUGACUCCUCUAAAUCAUCUAUCACAAGGACCAGGUAAUGAUAAAUUGCGGGAUCUUCUCCUCCGACAUCUUGAAGAGCAGCGAAAACGAAGAGCCAUUGAAGCAUGCGACCAGACCAAAGACAAGAUGGAUGCACUCGAAAAUGAAUUGUCAAAUAUAGUGGGCCUAGAUGCGCUGAAGCUACAACUACGGAAAUGGGCAAAGGGAAUGCUUUUGGAUGAGAGGCGGCGAGCCCUUGGACUCAAAGUUGGGGCCAGAAGACCGCCUCAUAUGGCCUUUCUAGGAAAUCCUGGAACGGGUAAAACUAUGGUAGCCCGAGUCCUAGGGAAACUGCUGCACAUGGUGGGAAUACUUCCGACAGAUAAAGUAACAGAAGUGCAGAGAACAGAUUUAGUUGGAGAAUUUGUUGGGCAUACAGGUCCAAAGACAAGAAGAAAGCUUCAAGAAGCCGAGGGUGGCAUCCUCUUUGUAGAUGAAGCAUAUCGCCUGAUACCAAUGCAAAAGUCAGAUGAUAAAGAUUACGGAUUAGAAGCAUUGGAGGAGAUCAUGUCUGUCAUGGACUCUGGAAAAGUAGUCGUCAUAUUUGCUGGGUACAGCGAACCCAUGAAGCGCGUAAUAUCCUCAAACGAGGGCUUCUGCAGAAGGGUGACGAAAUUUUUCCAAUUCGACGACUUCAGCAGUGAAGAUUUGGCCAAUAUUCUUCAUCUUAAAAUGAGCAACCAGGGUGAAAGCAGUCCUCUGUACGGAUUUAAGUUGCAUCCUUCAUGCAGCGCAGAGGCCAUCCAAGCAAUGAUCGAAAGAGAAACGAGUGAAAAACAGCGCAGAGAGAUGAAUGGAGGUCUGGUGGAUCCAAUGCUGGUAAAUGCUAGAGAGAAUCUUGAUUUGAGGAUUGAUUUUGAAUGCAUAGACACAGAUUCUUUGGUUACCAUCACAUUAGAAGAUCUGACAAUGGGGCUUCGGUUGCUAACGCGAUGAGUGGCGAAAAGGUGGAGCUGUUCAUUCUUUGUCUACUGUCACAGGUAGACCAUACAAAUAUGUGUUUAUCUUUUUGUAAUUUUUGGUUUUCUUUUCAUGAGUAUUCACUCAAAUAUGUAAUUCAUCAGACAACGCUUAUUGAUGCAUAUUUUGUUGUAUGUUACUGAGAUUAAUGGUUCAUUGCAACUAUUCGAUUA